AAGGAGGAACUUCCGUCUCGUUCCUUUUUGCUUUCUCUCGUUCUCUCUCCUCGGCUCGCCGGCCGUUGAUUGCAGCAACAAGGAACCAAGAUGGCGACGGCGGGCGGAGAUUGCGACGUGAUUAUGGCGCCCGCGGCACCCCCAACGGUGGCUUCACAUUCCUCGAUGCCGCUGAUGUUGAGCGAGGAGGACGAGGGGACGCGCAGAGAAGCAGAGUCCUUCAAGGAACAGGGAAAUGCAUUUUAUGCCAAAAAGGACUACAAUGAAGCAUACAACUACUAUACAAAAGCAAUAGAUACAUGUCCCAGCAAUGCCAGUUAUUAUGGAAACCGUGCUGCCACUCUCAUGAUGUUAGGCAAAUUUCGGGAGGCCCUGGGGGAUGCUCAGCAAUCAGUCAGAAUGGACGAUAGCUUUCUGAGGGGACAUCUAAGAGAGGGAAAGUGCCACCUAUCUCUGGGGAAUGCCAUGGCUGCCAGUCGCUGCUUCCAACGAGUUAUAGAAUUGGAUCAUGAAAAUCCACAAGCAGAGCAAGAGCUGAAGAGUGCCAAAGCUGUUCUAGACUAUGAGAAAAUUGCUGAAGUUGACUUUGAAAAACGGGACUUCCGAAAGGUUGUCUUUUGUAUGGAUCGUGCUCUAGAAUUUGCCCCUGCCUGUCACCGGUUCAAAAUCCUCAAAGCAGAAUGUUUAGCUUUGCUAGGUCGCUAUUCUGAAGCCCAGUCUGUUAUAAGUGACAUCUUGCGAAUAGAUUCAACAAAUGCUGAUGCUCUCUAUGUCCGAGGACUUUGCCUUUACUAUGAGGACUGCAUCGAGAAGGCUGUACAGUUUUUCGUCCAGGCAUUAAAAAUGGCUCCUGACCACGAUAAAGCCUGCCUUGCCUGCCGUAAUGCCAAAGCACUGAAAGCAAAGAAAGAUGAAGGUAACAAGGCUUUCAAGGAAGGGAAUUAUAAGCUGGCCUUCACACUUUAUACAGAGGCUCUAGCAAUAGAUCCAAACAACAGGAAAACCAAUGCCAAACUCUACUGCAAUCGUGGAACUGUUAAUUCUAAACUUGGAAAACUAUGUGAAGCAAUAGGAGACUGUACAAGUGCUAUCAAAUUGGACGACACAUACAUCAAGGCCUAUCUAAGAAGAGCACAGUGUUACAUGGACACAGAGCAGUAUGAAGAUGCUGUGAGAGAUUAUGAAAAAGUUUACCAGACAGAGAAAACUAAAGAACACAAACAGCUACUCAAGAACUCACAGGUGGAAUUGAAAAAGAGUAAAAGGAAAGAUUAUUACAAGAUCCUGGGUGUGGAUAAGAAUGCCUCUGAAGAUGAAAUAAAAAAGGCAUACCGGAAACGGGCCCUAAUGCAUCACCCAGAUCGGCAUAGUGGAGCAAGUGCUGAAAUCCAAAAAGAGGAAGAAAAGAAAUUCAAAGAAGUUGGUGAAGCCUUUACCAUUCUCUCUGAUCCAAAGAAAAAGGCCCGCUAUGACAGUGGCCAGGAUCUAGAGGAAGAUGGCAUGAAUAUGGGAGAUUUUGAUGCUAAUAAUAUCUUCAAAGCUUUCUUUGGAACACCUGGAAGUUUUAGUUUUGAAGCUUCUGGACCUGGGAAUUUCUUUUUCCAGUUUGGCUAAACUACGGAACAGGUCCAUGUCAUCUACUGAAAUCCACAGUUUCCCUGACCUGCUUCUUUUAAUUUCAAGUUUCAUCUUCCCUUCAUUGCAUCUCAGCAUUUCUUAGGGCUGUGGCAUUUUUUCUGUUGGAAACAUCAUUUUGUGCUUUAGAGUGUGAUGAGAAAACCAGCAUUUGAAGGGAAGCUUGUUAAUUUUAUAUGAAAGCGAGAGAAAGGGAGAAAAAUCUGUGGAUUUCUCCAUUAAGUAAUUUUAGAUUCCUAAGCUGCUGGGACUUCAUUCAGGGAAUCCUUACAUUUUGAAAACUGGAUAUGCCAUGCCUUUAUUGGGUUCACAAUGUGGGGAAAGUGAAAUGAGGUUUUUUUUACUUUGGUUGUAUUGUACUGACUGUAGCCAUAUUGAAACCUUAUUUCCAGAAACAUUUCAGACACUUGAGAAAUACAAAGAAGUUUUACUGAAUUAUUCCCUGAGUCAUUUUUGGAAUAAGAGUUGCCUCUUCUCAGCACUUUCUCUUAAUAUUCCCAGAGUCUCUUUCUUUGAGGAACACUUUAUGUUUCCAAUUGCUUGAGUACUUCAGGAAAAUGGUAAGGGCUGAUUUCUUACAUGGACAUCCCAUUUUGAUGGUGGCUUCCAGAUCAACAUAUACACUUGAUUUCAUUGAAAACUCAUAAACUCUGAGGUGAUUGUCAGGUGUUAUGAAGGGUAUAUGCGUUUGUGUGUAUGUGUGUGUGUGUGUUGUUAGAUCUACAGUGCAUAUUUCAAAUUUCCACCUCAACAUGUGAUGUCAUGGUUCUUGCAUGUACAAGUCCACUCUUAAGUGUUGGAAUCUCUUAAAAUUAAUUGAAAUCUCAAAAAGCAUUUUUGAUGUUGAGAAGAUUUUUCAGAAUUUAACAAUGUGUUGAAAGUUUAAAAGAAGAAAUUCAGCAUUAUUUCAGGGGAAAGAACCCUUAUUAGUAACCAGCCACAUUGAAGUUCAUGUUAUUUUUUAAAGUUUUGCUCAAUAUUAGCCCCAUAUUGACAGUUAGUAAUCUAUAAUAUCAUUUCUGCUAUGGACAAUUAGCUCAUUCCUUUUUCCACAAUAGUAAAAAUCAUCAGUAGACUAUCAUCUCUAACAAUUUUCCUGUUGAACCACUUUAUAUACUAGGUGCAGUUUUCACCAUUUUAUGGUGAAAAUUCUCCUUAUAGACUCCCUUAGUUUUCCUCAAUUCAGACCACACUCUCUGGGAGAUAAGGGAAGCUGAAAUCUCAGUACAUCUAGGGAAAUCAAAUUGGGGAAGAUUAGCCUGGAAGAUCAAUAUUCCAAUGAAUGAAAUUGUUCAACAUAAGAAAGGCGUGGCAUUUGCAUUACAAAUAGGUUUUAGCAACUUUUCUAUUUAUGAGACCAGGGGAAAAGUUAACAAAGAACCUCAAAAAAUGUAAUCAUUUUAAAACUAUUCUUGUGCUGGACUUCUGUUCAAUGAAAUGUUAAGAUAUUGAUCCAAUAUGAAACAUUGUUUCAAAAGAGGCCCAGAUUAUGUCCUAGGAAUAAUCCUCUAUUUUUCAAGAUACUCAGUUAAUGGGUUCUGAUAAACUUUAGACUAGCAGUAAGUUAGACUUUGUCUGCAUCAUUUUCUUUUAUAGUUCCCAAAUUGAGGUACUCAAAAAAUGGUUAAAGAAAUUCAGUCUAUUGCGUGAUGUCCAGGGAUUAAAUGAGAAACUAAAGCAGGAAGAGAAUAAACUCAAGAGUUUGCCUCAGCCAAGAUUGCAUGCCUAUUCUUGGCCAACAAAUAGUAAAUAUUGAAUAGUUCAGGAUUUUAUUGCACAGUCAAUUUCUAUUGGUAGAAUUUAUUGUAUUUGGUUGAAGGCAUAUAUUUAAAAGAGUUAUUUGGUGGAAUUGUGUUGUGUCCAUUCUCUAUUAAAGGUAAUGACAAACAGGGUAAUUCAGAAACUGGCACAAAAAGCUAUGAAAUCAACCAUCUCCCUCUUCAUCACUUUAGGUUGAAAGAAGUUAAAACAACAGCAUGUUAUCUUCAGAGACUGAGGUGUCAAGAAUCAAUCCUGGCAUCCUGUGAAUUUUCUACUUUUAAGAUAUUCUGGCUCUUUGCAAUAAUUUAAUUUUGAAACUUCACAGAGGAUUAUAAGAAUAUUAAGAGUUUCAGUGGAUGGCAGCCAGGUUUUCUGAUCAUCUCUACACAGCUGGGAGUAGUAGUAAGAUUUUUUUUUAUCAGUUCCAAAAGUCAAUGAUAAAAGGUUCCUGGACCUUAAAACUGAUUGCAACCUAAAAAGUGAUGAAUGCUGUAUUACUUUGCCUUUCUACCUUUUUUAUUAUCUACCAUUCUUCUCAUUGCAGUCAUUUUUUUUUAUCAGUUCCAAAAGUCAAUGAUAAAAGGUUCCUGGACCUUAAAACUGACUGCAACCUAAAAAGUGAUGAAUGCUGUAUUACUUUGCCUUUCUACCUUUUUUAUUAUCUACCAUUCUUCUCAUUGCAGUCAUUAAAGUUGUUCUGAUACGCUUGCAUUAUAUAUUAGGCCAUGUAUAACAUGUUUUUGAAAUUCUCCACCCUAGUAACAAUCAUUUUAUAAUUUGAAUUUGUUUCUUAACUCUCAAUAUUUUUUUAAAUUAGCCAAGCUAUCUUUAAGAGGUACCAAAAACUAUGUGUGACGGAUAAGCAAAGAAUUAAUUAAUUAUCUGUCUGAGGCUUGGAGUGUACCUGUAAAGAUAUACAUUGUCAGAAUGUUGCAGUGAUCAUAACAAGGUGAAAUGAGACAUUAACCUUUUUGGUAUUAUCCUUAUGGAAACUCCCUGAGAAUAAAGAAUUCUUAUAGAGAGGGUCUCAAACAUUCUUUUUACUGCUAGUUAGCUUGCCAUAGAGGAAGGCAUAUAUUGCUGGCAAUCUUAAAUAAUAUCACUUAACCACUUAAAAGUACCACUUUCUCCCAUCAUAUGUGUACACAAAAUCUCUAAGCAGAGAACUAAGAGCCAAGACUUUUCUCAUGAAGUGAUGCAUGAGACAAUUUCUUUGGUGAUGUAGAUCAAAAAGCAGCAUAUUUUAGGGAAACUUGCCAUUUUUGCCUAUUUUCCUGUACACUUGAACAAGUGUUCUUGCAUGCAGUGUCCUCUUUGCUGUACAGUUACAUUUGCAAGGAAUGCCUGAGCAGAGGACAGGUAGACCAGACAGGUAAACUUCAGGUUCAAGCCACCUAAAGAAAGGCUGUUUGGCAAGGAAUUGAUAGCAUACCAUUUUAGACUUCUUAAUAAUACAUCUGUUGCAUGUUCUGUUUUUAAAACAGCAUCCUGUUCCCUUUACUCUCUCCUGUGGAUAGUUUCAGACACAUGGAUAGCCAUAGUGCCCCACUUCAAUCUUUUCACUUACAGUAUCUAAGGUGAAGAUUAUUUAAACAAAAAGUGGUGACUGUUCAUUAAGCAGGAUUCAUAAUGUGUUUAUAUGCAGAAUUUUGAACCAGACUGAAGCACACCCAAUUGCUAUUAACUUUAUUAUAAAAUGUAUAUGAUGUACAAAAAAUAAACACUCCAGAUCUCACUGGUGACUUAUGCUUCUUUGAAUUGAGUAGACACUGCUGAGACUGUGAGUGUGGAGGCAUGAUGCUAGAUUGAAUAAUUGGAAGGGGAGAAAUCCAAAAAUCUGUGGCAGUCGGUGUUAAAUUGUAGCUUGUUUGUUUUUUGAUAACAAGAGAACUAGACAGGAAGACUACCAAUGUUAAAACUGGGAAGAGAACCACAGAUUUCGAUCAUGUACUAGGACUGUUCAAUUUCUGUUUUUUUUUUUAAGUGCUUCACAAAGCACAGAUCUGUAUUUGAAUAUUUAUCUUGGAAUCCUUAAAGGAGCCAUGCAUUUUUCUUGCCUCCUAUAGCUGCUUUAGAAGUGCUCUGGCUCUUUUCCUGUGCAUGGCUGUUUCGCUUUGGGGUCACCUGGAGACUCAUGGAGCACUUCCAGAGCAGCAUCCAUGAGCAUCUUUCAUAAGACGAAAUGACUGGUGGUAAACUACAGUUAACAUCUGUACCCAAUUUCAGUCCUUAACCUAUAGACCUAUGAAAAAGCCCAAUCUCUUUUCUGCAUAUAAUCUGAAACUUCAGAUUAGCAAAGGCUUGAGUAAAGAGUUCCAUAUCAAUCAGUCUAAUGUAAAUAUCAACACAAAUGUUUUCUGCAUGUUAAUAAAUUUAUUUCAGUGUAUUUUACAGUCACUAUGAAUCUUAAGUAUUUUGUAAAGCAGAACAAGAAUUAUUGUUUCAAGUUACAUCAAUCAAAACCAUUGAAAUGUGCUUCUUUCUUACAGGUUUUUUUAAAAAGCUUUGACCAUAUUUGAGUUGUAUUAACAGUAAUUUGAUGUUUAAACAACAAAUAUUUAAGAAAUGACACAAAUAUUUUGCAAAUGCAAGUUAUAUUGUUUCCUGAGCAAUAGCACAACCAGCUUUUUCUUGUAUAGCUUAAGCAUUCAAGAAAAGUAAAUGACCCAACCAUUCACCUAUCUUACUUUAUAUAUUGGAUGUUUAUAAUUCUAAGUUUCAAGUGAUGUAUGUUUUGUAACUUAUUUCAUAGCUUUCAAUGUAUAAUAGGUUAACCAGCUCCCAUUUUAAACUAGCUCCCAUCUAGAGCAUAUUGAAUGUGAGCAUAUCAA
Molecule: messenger RNA, 6227 nt
Organism: Thamnophis elegans (Western terrestrial garter snake)
Lineage: Eukaryota; Metazoa; Chordata; Lepidosauria; Squamata; Natricidae
Gene: DNAJC7
Product: DnaJ heat shock protein family (Hsp40) member C7
Exons: 14
Coding region: 91-1614 (507 amino acids)
Molecular function (GO): protein binding
Source: RefSeq, a predicted model, not a curated record